Messenger RNA from Heterocephalus glaber (naked mole-rat), 7322 nucleotides. It is a transcript of the gene Rnf115, whose product is annotated as ring finger protein 115. Gene Ontology annotation, cellular component: nucleus. Gene Ontology annotation, biological process: ubiquitin-dependent protein catabolic process. Gene Ontology annotation, molecular function: ubiquitin protein ligase activity. The record is from RefSeq and is a predicted model, not a curated record. NCBI's taxonomy places the organism in Eukaryota, Metazoa, Chordata, Mammalia, Rodentia, Bathyergidae.
CGGUGCCUGGAGGCGGGACGCAGGGUUGCGGGCCGGGCCUGCUCACGUGACCGACGCGGGCCCUGGAGCUGCCGGCCGCACUGAGGGGUGGGGGCGGAAGCGGCCACCGCAGCCCGGGAGGUAGCGGCCUGGAGGCAGGGGCCGGCUGGCCUCUGGGACAGCCGCGGCUGAGGAGAAAAAUGGCGGAGGCUUCCGCGGCUGGGGCGGACGCGAAGGAGGAAGCUGUAGCCGCCCACCGGUUUUUCUGCCACUUUUGCAAGGGCGAGGUCAGCCCCAAACUACCGGAAUAUAUAUGUCCCAGAUGUGAAUCGGGGUUUAUUGAAGAAGUGACAGAUGAUUCCAGUUUUUUAGGUGGUGGCGGCAGCCGGAUACACAAUAGUACUUCGACACAUUUUGCAGAGCUGUGGGACCAUUUGGAUCAAACGAUGUUUUUCCAAGAAUUUAGACCAUUUCUAAGUAGCAAUCCACUGGACCAAGAUAACAGAGCCAAUGGCAGGGGUCACCAAACUCACACUGACUUCUGGGGACCAAGUCGGCCUCCAAGGCUGCCAGUGACCCGGAGAUACAGGUCUCGAGGAAGUACUCGUCCUGACAGAUCUCCAGCUAUCGAAGGAAUAAUACAACAGAUCUUUGCAGGAUUCUUUGCAAAUUCUGCAGUUCCUGGAUCCUCACAUCCUUUUUCUUGGAGCGGGAUGCUGCACUCCAACCCUGGGGACUAUGCCUGGGGUCAGACAGGGCUUGAUGCCAUUGUAACCCAGCUUUUAGGACAACUGGAAAACACAGGGCCUCCCCCAGCUGACAAGGAAAAGAUCACUUCUCUUCCAACAGUGACAGUAACUCAGGAACAAGUUGAUACGGGUUUAGAAUGUCCAGUAUGUAAAGAUGAUUACACAGUUGAAGAGGAAGUCCGGCAGUUACCCUGCAAUCACUUCUUUCACAGCAGUUGUAUUGUGCCGUGGUUAGAACUGCAUGACACAUGUCCUGUAUGUAGGAAGAGCUUAAAUGGUGAGGACUCUACUCGGCAAACCCAGAACUCUGGGGCUUCUGCAAGCAACAGAUUUAGCAACGAUAGCCAGCUACAUGACCGAUGGACUUUCUGAAACUAAAGACCACACCUGAACCAGGGCUGUCAGAAAUAGUCUUCUUACCAUAGAUGUAAAUUGUAUCAAAACAAAAAAAUAGUAGAUGGAUUUAGGAAUCACAUAAGAAACCCCAACCCAUAAUAUUAAUGCAAUGAGUGUUUUUCUUCUCUAAAUUUAAAGUUAGUAUCUAUAAAAGGAAUUGUAUCUACAGCCAGAUUCCUCUUAUUCCUGAAUUCAGAGUGGUAAUUUUGUAAGUGUGAAACUUAAGUACAGUAUGUGGGUUUUCCCCUGUCUGAAUAGAAUGAGUUCCUUUGAAGUCUCGCUAGGGUCCUGCUGUAUGUCAUGUUGCCCCGAGAUGGAUGUUUCUACCUCCUUCUCCAACCUCUGUCUCAUCAUUAGUGUAUUUAAAUUGCAGUAAAUGCAGAGGAACCAGAGCCCUAAAAUCCUGAUGAUACAAAGUCCUUUUGUCUUAAUUGUGCAAAAGCAUCUACUUCUAUCCACAUAAGCAAUGGAGUAAGUUCUGAUUAAUUCAGGAUUCUGAGAUUGAAGAUUUUGUUUAGUCUCAGUCUCAUGGAGCAAAUUAAAAAAAAAUCAUAGUAGGAAGGAACAGGUGGCCUGUUAUUAUAUGCUUUGGUAUGCACUUUCUCCAGAAACCAUCAAGGCAUGUCUUGAGAAUCUUAUGUUGGGAGGAAUCUAAUACUGGUUCCUUUUUGGUAAUGAAUGUUUUCUUAAGACACAGAAAGGCUGAGUGUGGUGGUGCAUGCCUGUAAUCCCAGCACUUGGGAGGCUGAGGCAGGAGGAUCGCCAUGAGUGCAAGGCCAGCCUGGGCCACAUUGCGAGACCCUGUCUUGGGGGCGGGGGGAAGACACAUACAGAUACUUGAAAUCUCUUGUUCUGAGAUUUUUUUUAAACGAUGCCCAACUCAUUGUUCAUUAUCCUUUGUUCUAGCAACCUUAAAAUAAUUUCCCUUAUAAAACUAGGAUUACUUCAUUACCACUUCCACUGUUCACUGGUUUUGGUAAUGCAUUAUUCAUUAGGAAUUGAAAUUUUACAUUGUUUCAAUUUUUAAAGCCCGUUUUUCAUCUCUGAAACUUUUCUGAUGUGCUUUGUUCUGCUUAUACUUGGAGUCAGACCAAUUAUUAUAAUCAUGCCAAGAACAACUAGGCCUGGAAGAGGUAGGCCUUACUUUUUCAGCCUGACACUGUCUCACACAUAUGCUCUUUUGAAUGUUUAAAGUUGAAUAAAUGAAGAAUGUUAAAAAUGUUGUUUGAACUUCAGAGUCUGAGAAAGAUACAAUAGGGCCAUAUAAUAGCUGCUGGUAUACUAAAAAGCAUGUUGAAAAGGAGUACAAAGUGGCAAAAUUUGUAGGGUCAUGCCAGCCCUUCAUAGUUUAGAGAAGAUCGCUACUCAUAGGUAAGUCUUUCUUGGCUAAGAGUCUUUCCUUGGUUUUUGUUGACUAUCACAGACUGAUUUGGGGCUGAGGAAAGGCAUUAAGAUAUCUUUAUCUUUACUUUGAUAGAAGAUAAAAGAAUUGGGGAGGGAAGAGAACAAGUUGGAGUCAUCUGCCAAACUAAUAGCUUGCCUAUUGUGAACCAGAAGCUUUGAUUCAGAUUGGUUCCAGGGGGAAUAAAAGAUGUUUUCUCAUAUACUGUACCUCUCACAUUGCACCUCUAUAGCCAUUGCUUCUCUGGGGGUGAUCUCUGUUGUAGUUAGUUCAUGCAGUGUGGCCUGAGAAUACAUACUGGUUUUGGAUUGGGGAUGAAGAGGGAUGGCGGAUGUGAAAGUUACAUUAUAUUUGACCACUUUAGCUGGGAGACAGCUAUGUUGAAUUGAAGGACAUUUCAGUAUUCAAGUAGAGCACAUUGCAGUUAUCAGCUGUGUCAGAGAAAUUUUGACACCUUCAAAAUACAAUAAUUAUGAAAAGAGAAAACUUUGACACCUUGGAAAUUUUAUCUGCCUGUUAGUAUCUGAAGAUGCCAGGACAGGCCAGUUGUGUUUUUAGUUACAUUAGAGAACUAGAAAGGAUCUGAAGAGUUUCACAAAGGAUGAAAACACAGUGCUAGACAGGGAUCUGCCUUUUUUAAUAUACAGUAUAGCAAGCAUCAGACUAAAUUAUUUGAAAUUUUUUUCACUUUUUUUGUUCUGAUAAAAGAUACGAGGCUUAUCUUGCUAUUUCCCAGACUCUCCUAUUUAAAGAAUUUGUAAUGUUUCUUCUCACAAUGGGAAACAUCUCAGACUUCCAGGUUAAUUUAUGUUAAGGAGAUACAGUUCUUUAGAGAAACAGGAUGUAUUUGGAGAUAGAGAUUUAUUACAAGGAUUUGGCUCUUGCAGUCGUGAGAUGAGAAGUCCCAAGAUCUUCCCUGGGCCAGCAACAGAUCCAGCACAGCAAUUAGUGUAGUUUCAAUCCAAGUCUUAAGGCCUGAGCACUGGGACAGUCAAUGGCUUAGGCUCCAGUUUGAAAGCUAGCAGGCUUGAGACCCAAGGAGAGCUGGUAUUUCAAUUCUGAUCUAAAAAACAGGAAACACUGAUAACCUGGCUUAAGUAGUUGGGCAGAGAGAGUUCCCUCUUACUUGAGAGAAGUCAUCUUUUUUUUUUAAUCUUUGGUUCUAUUCAGGACUACUUGGAUUGAUUGGAUGAGGACUCACCCCCAUAUGUUAACGGAUUGAAAUCUGCUCUGUUCCAUACUUGUACUCUGAUGUUAAUGUCACCCCAGAACAUCCCCACAGACACAGCCAGAGUAAUAUUUGACCAAAUACCGGGGCAGCCUGCAGCAUAGUCAAGGUCACAAGUAAAAUUAACCACUGCCAGGAGGAAAAAUAGAAAUGAUGAACAGAAUAAUGCUCAUUCCUCUUGAGUUUUGCUAAGUGAGCAGUCUGCCUUGGCUUAGAGGCCUCAGUGGUAUGGUAUAUAGUGUGUACAUAAUUUCUUUUUCCUCCUUUAUCUAAAUUAAUCUGGGAGCCUGAAAUGCCUCACAUUCUAGGGAUGAACAUUUUACAAUUAUUGGUCUAACACCAGAACAUGGCUGGGGUUACAAGUUUAUUUCUCAGUUGGGUGCAGUGGUGCACGCCUGUAAUCCCAAUACUUUAGGAAGCUGAGACAGGAGGAUUGCAAAUUCCAGGCACAUUUGGGCAACAGUAAGAUCCUGUCUCAAAAUAAAAGGGGUUGGGUGUAUGGCUCGGUGCAGAGGCUGUGGGUUCACUCCCUAGUACAUGGGUAGGAUUGGGGUGGGGUUAGGGGCUUUAUUAUUUCUUGGAAUAGCUUGCCUUUAAGUAUUUUAGCUUAGAUACAGUGACUAUGGCAGAAGGCUAGAUAACCUGGGAUUUUCGAGUUUCUAUUUUUCUGCAGCAGGAAGACUUACAUACUUAGGACUGGAGACUUUCUAGGGGUCGAGGGAGAGAUGUCUACACCAGUUCUUUGAAUUGGCUUUCUGUGAUGGUCAAAGAGGAGAAAACUGUUGUAAUUUUCCAUCAAGUCUUUAGUGAGAACUUGAGAUCUUUACAUUUAUAUUAGCCUACCCUUUGAAUUCUGUGCAGAGCUUAAUAGAUUGUUUUCAUACUCUGUGCCUUUUAUCCAAUAUAACUUCUCAUCCUACAUAUUAUGGAGUAGGUAGAUAUUUCUUUCUGUAUGUUACAACUUGAAAUGGGGAAAGAAAAUUGAUUCAUACAUAAUUAGGAAAGAUGUCCUAGAGAUUGGUAGUCUUGGAAGUUGAGAGAUUAUAUAGGUCAGUUCCUUGUUGACCUUGUUGACCAGUGAUUGUUGCUUCUCAGAUAGUUUCCAGAUAGGUGAAUCUAACCCCUUUUCGUAUGUGUUACUUUGCUGGGCAGAACAGGGCUGGUUGGAAAGAGCAAAGAGGUGAACAUUUAGCUGCUAACUCCAACAUCUUUAAAGUUUCAGAACUAAUGGAUUGGAAUAAGAAAUGAUUAUGACAUUAGAAAUUAAUAUUAAUACAGGUGGUGCACACCUACAAUCUCAGUAUGCGGGAGGCUGAGGCAGGAAGAGUGACACAAGUUUGAGGCCAGUAUGAACUACAUAGCAAAACUUUAUCAAAAAAAACAAAGGAAGAAAUUAAUAUUUUCUCAGAAUUCUUAUUGCGAGUUCUCUGGAGUUGAAAUAUAUGCAGACUCCAGAAUGACAUACUGUCCCUGUUGCUAUAUAGCUUCUUGACUCUUACAAUGUUUUAGUUUAUAAUAAAAAGUAAUUUAUCUUAGGCUGAGAAUGUAGAAAUGAAUAUUAACUAAAUAGAUCCCUUAGCUCAUUAUCAAUAUUUGCUGCAUAACAGUUGGGCAAGUGCUUCAUAAAUGUUUUCUUUGAGCAGUAUUAUGGUCCAAAAUUCAUUCUCAAGUUAGAAGGAAGAUUUUGGAGGAACAACUUAUUUUUUGGCCCUAGCAAGUCUCACUUUCAUUAAAUGGCUAUUAGAGGGAAAAUUUCUUGUUUGUGCCUGUGUAUUGCAAUAUAUAUAUAUACAUGUAUCUAUAUGUAUGUAUAUUAUUUGCAUUUGUGUAUAUCUACAUAAUGUAUAUACUUGCAGACAUGAGUAUAUACACAUUUCACCCUGGAGGAAGAAGAGAUAAUGGUGGAUGCUGAGGAACAGUGAGCAGUGGUGCAGAAGAGAAUUAUAGCCUCAUAGUAUGCUUCUCUCAUUUCCAUAGCACCAGGCCCUGGUUCCUAUAAGUUCUCUUCUCAUGGACACAUUAGUUUGAGCAGGUGCUUUGUUACCUGAUCUGUAGCAAAAGUAAAAACCUAGUCUUUCUAAAAAUCGGAACAAAUGACUUUGAGGAAAGGGUGUUUAUUAUCCAUUGUUUCUAUAUUAUAUCGUCAGUUGAACUCAAGUAUUACCUUGAUUUUUAAAUUUACUUUUAUUUAUUUAUUUAUUUAUUUUUGUUGGUGCUGGGGAUUGAACCCAGGGGCUGACAUAUUCUAAGCAUGCAUUCUACCGCUGAGCUGCAUCUUCAGCCCUAAAAAAUUUCUUGAUAAAUUAUUGAUGACAAAUUGAGUAUCUCAUGACCUCCUUUAUGCCUCAGUUUCCCCCUGGUUUUCUAGGAGCUGUUCCCUCCAGGAAUAUAAAUCUAAUGUAUCAGCUUUAAGAAAAUUAAAUCAGAAGGAGAGCAUUGUCUGGGUCUUUAAAUCCUAACAAAAUAGCCCUUGGAGUUUUAGAGGUGACAGGCACUUCAAGAUUCUUGGUGUAAGAGGAAAAAACCCUCUUUGCCCUUUAUGAUAGAGAUGGAAAGAUAAAAGGUCCUGUGUACAGGAAUAAUCCAGUGGAGAUAAGUUGAAGGUGACUGACUGGUAAGUGGGUAAGAGUACUCUUACUGAGUUUCCAAAAUUAUUUUCAUAGCUUCUGACACAGUUGAGGGGAAGGGGUUGUUGAUGGGAUAAAUGUACCACAGAUGGUUGUCCUGUGGGGGAAAUUCUAGCUUUCAGUAAUGUCAGUGUUUUCAUCUCUCAAGUCUGGGAGCCACAGGGAUGCUGCAACGAUUUAAACUGAAAGUACAGAAUACAGUGCAUACAAUUGGAGAUACUCUCCAGGAUCAAAAUAUAGCCUUUGAUUGAUCCAAAGGGCAUGAGGUUUUUAUCUCUUAUACCUGUCACAGAUGAUGAAUUAUAGGCAUUCAAUUUUAGGACUUUUUUCAUAGCUGGCAAAUUAUAUUUAGAUAGUGUCCACAGAAGUGGAAUCUUAUGUGUUACCUCUCCUCCUUAAACUAGGACACUUAGAUCUGUGAGUCAGAGGAUGUAAACUUGUAGUUCUUCACUUUUCCUAAUAAGAAGUACCAUUUUUGAGAUCCAAAAAUGAUUAGAUUCCCUCCCAACCAGAUGACAGCUAUAUUUCUAAUAUGCUUUGGUUAAUAUAACAAAAAGGUGCUAUGAUUUCAGUAGUGCUUUUAAAUCAAUUUGUCGUUAUUAGUUAUACCAGAAUCAACAUCUAGUUGAAAUAUAGAUGUAACAUCCAAUUACAAAUAUAAUGCAUAUUUGUAAGGUACACAUUUUAAUAGAAAAUAAUAGGUAUAUAGAUUCCUUGUAAUUACCCCAUGGACUCACAGGUUCAAAACCCAUGGUUGUGAAUCAUUCAUACAGAUUGGAGUUAAGAUGUGUGUUCAGAAAACUACCUAUUCAUGCAUGCAGAUUUAUAGGCUUAUUUGAAAUCAAUUGUAUCAACAUCUUGAAAACCAACAUACAAGUAUUUCAAAUUUCUGUUUAAAUGAAUCCUGAGAUAAGCAGAAUAAAUAAAUUCUUGAGAAACAA